Phodopus roborovskii (desert hamster) is the source of this 3241-nucleotide messenger RNA. RefSeq names its product PBX homeobox interacting protein 1 (gene Pbxip1). The record is from RefSeq and is a predicted model, not a curated record. The coding region runs from base 123 to 2459 and encodes 778 amino acids. Lineage: Eukaryota; Metazoa; Chordata; Mammalia; Rodentia; Cricetidae. The transcript has 11 exons.
UCUUUUUUUUUUUCUCCCCCUUCCUGGGCUGGAAACCUGGGGAGGUUGCAAGAAGUUAAACUGAAGACUGAAGCGAGAGCUGGGUCAGGUGGUCACCCUAGCAACCCUGGACUGCCACAACUAUGACCUCCUCCUGCCCAGACUCAGAUAAUAGCUGGGUGCUUGCUGGCUCUGAGAACCUGCCUGUGGAGACUUUGGGCCCAGCACCUAGGAUGGACAUAGAACCCGAGGGAGCCUCUCAGGCCCUUUCAGACCCCUCCCAGGCGGAUAGCGAAGAACUAACUGGGACCUUGGACGGAGAAGGGAAGCUUUUCCAGACAGAAGGUUCCGGGAAUGAAAGUGCUACUCUGCCUGAGGAGACGAAGGCCAAGGGUACUCUGGGACAUGAUGCUCAUGGGAUGGGGCCCCCUGGAGACACGCUUGUCCAGGAAGAUUCUCCAGAGGCUCCUGUGGUGGUGACAAGCCUGGGACCAGACACACAGGACCUGGAGAAUGAGAGCCCUCCACAGAACCUGCCCUCAAGUCCCAAAGCAGUGUGGAGAGAGCGCCACUGCUCCAGCAGUGACGAUGACACGGAUGUGGAUGUGGAAGGUCUGCGGAGACGGAGGGGCCGGGAGUCCAGCCCAGCCCAGCCCACAAUCCCUGUGGGUGUGGAGGACCAGGCCAGGGGCGAGGGUGUAGGAGGCGAGCUGGGCAUUUCCCUCAACACGUGUCUCCUGGGGACCCUGGUUCUUCUGGGCCUGGGGAUCCUUCUGUUCUCUGGGCCUCACCUGUCUUCACCUUCAGGUGCAUUGUUGGAGCCUGAGGCUGGCUCUAGGGAAGAAGCAGAGUUGCAGGUCUUCCCAGAUACUGGGCCAGAGACUGACUUGGCAGAUACUAUAGGGAACAGGCAGGACAAGCUAGAGCAGCUGCAGGCCUCAGUACUACCAGACAGUAGCCCCAGCCUGCAGAGCAUGGGGCUUUUGCUGGACAAGCUGGCCAAGGAGAACCAGGAUAUCCGGCUGCUGCAGGCCCAGCUGCAGGCUCAGAAAGAAGAGCUUCAGAGCCUGUUGCACCAGCCCCAAGGGCUAGAAAAGGAGAAUGCCCGGCUCCGGGAGGCCCUGCAGCAGGGCAAGACCUCCCACCAGGCCCUAGAGUCAGAACUACAGCAGCUAAGGGCCCGACUCCAAGGCCUAGAGGCUAACUGUGUCCGGGGUGUAGAUGGGGUGUGUCUCAACUGGGGUGGAGGCCAAGGUGAUAAAGCCACCAAGGAGCAAGGCCACAAGGGGCAGGAGCCAGACCCCAGCUUAUUAGAGCAGCAGAAGCGGCUAGAGGCUGAAGCCCAGGCCCUAAGGCAGGAGUUACAAAGGCAGUGGCAGCUGCUGGGGUCUGUGCACCGAGACUUGCAGAGGGGCUUGCGGAAUGCUGGCCAAGGAGACCCCGCUCGUGCUGGCCUGACCGAACUUGGUCACAUGUUGGCCCAGACAUUGCAGGGCCUAGAGAAUUGGGGUCAUAACCCUGGCAUUCCUGCCAAUGAGUCAGAGGCCUCGUACCAGAAGAAGCCCCACUUCCAGAAUUCCAGGGGGUGGAGCAGAAAGGAGAAGUGGCACAGUGAGCCGAGGGACCAGAAGGCUGAGCACUGGAAGCAUAGGAAGGAGGAGUCUGGCCGGGGGGAUGAGCACUGGAAGCAUAGGAAGGAGGAGUCUGGCCGGGGGGAUGAGCACUGGAAGCAUAGGAAGGAGGAGUCUGGCCGGGGGGAUGAGCACUGGAAGCAUAGGAAGGAGGAGUCUGGCCGGGAGAGGAAGAGGAGCUGGAGGGAUGAGAACGGGGAGCCAGCAGGGGGCUGGAAGGAGGACAAGCCAAGGGUAGAAGAAUUGGGGAACAGAAAGGAUGUCAAGCAACAGGACUCCAAGAUACAUCCUAGGAAAAGUGGGGACACCUACUCUGGAGAAAGGCAGAAAAAUUCUUGGGGGAAAGACAACGGCCCUGACCCUCGGUCCUCCUGGGAAGAGCUGCUGAGGCGCAAGUACCGGGCCCCUCAGGGCUGCUCCGGUGUAGAUGACUGCGCCCGGCAGGAGGGCCUGGCUCUUUUUGGCACGGAGCUAGCCCCUGUGAGGCAACAGGAGCUGGCCUCUGUGCUGAGAACGUACUUGGCCAGGCUGCCCUGGGCUGGGCAACUGACCAAAGAGCUGCCCCUCUCACCUGCUUACUUUGGAGAAGAUGGCAUCUUCAGGCAUGACCGCCUUCGCUUCCGGGACUUUGUGGAUGCCCUGGAGGACAGCCUAGAGGAGGUGGCGUUGAAGCAGACGGGUGAUGACGAUGAAGUGGAUGACUUUGAGGAUUUCAUCUUCAGCCACUUCUUUGGAGACGAGGCUUUGAAGAAGAGAUCAAAGAAGAAGGAGAAGCACCCCUGGAACCACAGAGUUGCGGGACCCGGGGGAGAGCACGGCCACCAUCCCCACCACUACCACCACGGCUAAGCCCUGCCGCUGCUGUAACAAAUGGCCUUGGCACAUACAUACCCAGCUCCAGAUCCCUGGAAUUACGUGACCCUAGAAGCUGUGCUCCCGCUGUCCAGCGGGUCCCUCUUGGCUCUUUAGUCCUCGGAUGUACUUCACAGAAGAGAGCAAAGCACUUGACCCUGCACUGGAACCACUUUCGCUACAAAAAAAGCCGUAGUUGGUUCUGCUGAGCUGUCUUUGUAUGCAAAUACAUACAAAAGCGGAAGGCCCUGGGUACUGAGUGUGUCGGGGCCUUCUAGGGAGCCUGCUGGGGAGAAUUCUGAUUCUGAAGCGAGAGAGCCAUUCUCCUUUUUUGCGGCUGCCCCCCCCCCAGACCACAGUGCAGCCUACAACCCUGCACUGGGGCCCGCUGGCUGGAAAUAUAGCUCCAGGCUUGCCCUGGGGUUUUGUUAGCUUUGGAGGCAGCUGUCCCCAAGCACGAAGUCCCCGCUCAUCAUGCUUCUCUUGUGGCUUUUGCCUCCCCACCUGAACUGCCACUUGAGUGCAGGGGACACUGCACUUGGCCCGCCAGUGGAUAGGCACAACCCAGAUACGGCACUCAACCUUCCCCUCCCCCUCUCAGCCUUCCCCUGGCAGGCCCUCCCCCUCCCCCACGCCCACCCACCUUUCUUAAGGAGCCUAGCGGUGAAUCCAGCCACCAGUUGUCUCACAGUCGCCCUAACUGAACCCCUGUGGAACCCUGGGCUCCAGUCCAGGCUGGGUGGCCUCAGGCCGGGUCAUCGUGGUGUUCUUAUCCUCAG